AAAAGCAGAAAGCAUAUACUUCCGUGUUUGGGGUCUUCAGAACCACUACAAUGGCAUCUUUCAACAGCUACAUCUUGGCUUUCUUCAUGGCAUUGGCAUUGGUAUUUUCCAGCAUCAACGUUGGCUUGGCAGCUCGCCGGCUUCAGCAGACGCCACCAUCACCAUCUAUCCCCACCGAGCCACAGCAUACAGUACCAACAUUGCCAACCACCCAGCCAACUCUGCCUUAGCCUGGAGCGCUACCACCACUUCCCAGCAUCCCCAUCACCCUGCCACACUUUCCACAGUUCACCUUCCCACCACUGCCUAGCAUAGCUUCAAUCCCCCAUAUCCCCUUCCCAUUGUUCUCUCCACCACCUGCCACCACUAACCCUUGAGAAUAUGCAGCUUGUUUUCAUGAAUGUUAGUGUAUUUGAGAUCAAGUCUGUUAAGUUGGUUUCUUAGCAGUUAUUGUUAGUUAAUGUCUUUUAUGUAAUUAUGUAAUCCAUGUUUGAAUGUAGCAGUUUGAACUGCAU
Molecule: messenger RNA, 515 nt
Organism: Rubroshorea leprosula
Lineage: Eukaryota; Viridiplantae; Streptophyta; Magnoliopsida; Malvales; Dipterocarpaceae
Source: the annotation of a GenBank genome assembly